AUUCAUCUCUGAUUGAAUAAAACUCCCUCUGCCUGUUCCUUCUUCUUAAUGGAUCUGUACAGCAGGUGUUGGUGCACUUGUGGAGGGCAGUGCUUCUAAAGACUCCAAACUAAGGAGGAGGAGGGAGAAACUUACUGAGUUUGUGGCGGAAACUGUCUGCACAGAUAUCUGACGGAAGUUGAGACAGAACGUGGAGGAAUGCCAGCAGGAGGACAGAGGUUUACGGACAUGGAGAUGUUGGUAGGGAUGGAGGACGAGCAGGUGGAUGCUGGGAGGAGCAGGGCUGGGAGCUGUGUGGAGUUUUACAGCGUCAAAAAGAUGAAGACGUUGGCCCAGAGACGACAGUCAGCUCCUUCUCUGGUCAUCAGCAAAGCACUUACCAGAUCAAGAAGCACUUCCAGGGAAAGCUGCUUGACGCCAGUCAGCCCAGAGUCAUGUCCUCUAGUCCAGGCUUUCCUGGCUGAGUGUCCAGGCCGUCUGUUUCUGGGUCACGCCCAAACGCAACUAAAGACUGGCCUCCAGACCCAGGAGAGACACCUCUUUCUCUUCACGGACACACUGCUCAUCGCUAAGGCCAAGUCUCCCACACAUUUUAAGGUGAAAACUCAAGUCAGAGUGUGUGAAAUGUGGACGGCCAGCUGCAUGGAGGAGGUGUGUGAAGGCAGCACCAACUCAGAGAGGAGUUUCGUCAUGGGUUGGCCCACCUACAACUGUGUGGCAACUUUCAGUUCUGAGGAACACAAGGACAAAUGGUUGGCGCUCAUCAAAAGCCGAAUAAAUGAGGGAAAGGAGAAAGAUGACCCCAAGACCAUUCCCCUGAAGAUAUUUGCCAAAGAUAUUGGAAACUGUGCAUAUGCCAAGACACUUGCGGUCAGUAACACUGACAGCACCACUGAUGUCAUCCGCAUGGCUCUGAUGCAGUUUGGCAUUUCAGGUUGUGUAAAAGACCAUCGGUUGUGGGUGAGCUCCUGUAAAGAUGACCCUCCCUAUCCUCUCAUUGGCCAUGAGUUUCCCUUCAGCAUCAAGAUGAGUCACAUUCGGGAUGGUGGGAGCAGCAGUGGAGGAGGAGGAGGAGGAGGAGGGAGGGAUCAAACAAGUCCCACAGACUGUCCAGGUGUGCUCCUGCUGGACCAGUGUCUCCCUCCUGAUACCCAGUGUCAGUUCAUCCUCAAACCCAGUAAGGUCAACCAGGGCCAGGCUCCACUUAUUGAGCCAGGUCAGCAGAAAUCAUUUAAGAGAAAGCGGUCUCUGAUAAACUGGCCUUUCUGGAGAGGCUCCAACAGCCAGCUGGAUGGUCUGGCCCUGUCCCCAACCGCGCUGUCCCCCACUCUGGGACGCCUGUUCGGACGACCCCUGAGCUCCCUCUGCUCCCUGGACCAAAGCCUCCCCAAGCCUGUCAUGGACAUGCUGGUGUUCCUGUACCUGGAGGGGCCCUACACCAGAGGGGUGUUCAGGCGGUCAGCGGGGGCCAAAGCUUGCCGUGAGCUCCGGGACAGACUGGAUGGAGGAACCGAAGACCCAGAGAUCACACACCAGUCUGUGUUCGUCAUCGCCGCUGUCCUCAAGGAUUUCCUGAGGAACAUCCCCGGCAGUCUAUUGUGUGCAGAUCUGUACAACCAGUGGAUGGAAGUGAUGGACGGAGAGAGUGGAGAGGAGAGGACGCAAGCUGUCCACAAGUUGCUUUGCCUCAUACCCAGCGAGAACCUGCUUCUGCUGCGACAUGUGGUUGCUGUGUUGCACUGUAUCCAAGGAAACGCCCACGACAACCAGAUGAACGCCUUCAACCUGUCUGUCUGCAUUGCACCCAGCUUGCUCUGGGCCCCGGCACCCACCACCCCCGAGAUGGAGGGAGAGGGCACCAAAAAGGUGUGUGAGCUGGUCCACUUCCUGAUAGAGAACUGCAGCAGCGUUUUUGGAGAAGACGUCACCUCGCUGUUUAGAAACUUCAGCCAGAAGAGCAGCAGCAGUGACCAUGGAUCCGAUGUAUCGUCCUUCCAGAUGAACGACUCGUCCUACGACAGUUUGGAGAAUGAGCUCAAUGAUGACCCUGAGUCUCCGUACCAGGAGCAGCUGCCCCUCCGUGACAAGGACAAGCCGGACAGCCGGAGCCGUGACUCCGUCAUCACCCUCAGUGACUGCGAUCCCGAUCCAGAGACGGAGACCGACCUCCUCCUCCAGCUGCCCCCUCUGGCCAGACCCAGAAGGUUCAGCCCUGCCGUUCGUCCACCCCGCACCCGCCAGGCCAACGGCCUCUCGGUGGGUCCCAGGAGGCUGAGGAGGAGCUCAGAGCCAGCCCUGGCACUGGCAGGCACAGCGCCCUCAGGUGCAGUGACGGUUAAAAGCGAUAAGCAGUGUCACACAGUGAGGAAGGCCAGCUACGAUGCUGCUAUGGAAGGAGAGGGGGAGGAGGAAGAGGAGGAUGAGGUGUUUCUGGAGCAGGAGCUCAACAGGCUGCAGCUGAAGGAGGAAGCAGAGGAGGGAUGUGAAAAGAGAGAAGCCAAAGUCCAGAACGGUGGGCGCAGGAAGUCAAAGCACGCCCCCCCGCCUCCAUUACGACUUGACGCCAGCUGCUCCAGCUUGUCGUCCCCGGCAACAUCGCCAACAGGCUCCUCUCUCAGUUCUUUAGACUCCGCCUUCUCGCAGUACUCUGACUACACAUCCUCCAAUGGGGUGAAUCCGUCAGCAGAACCAGCUCCUCUCUCCCCUCUCUUUCCUGGACGGUCUCCCCGCGGCUCCCCCCCUCAAAGGGACACUUCCUCCCUUCUCCCUCGGACCAACCAAGCUCCCUCUCAUCCUCAUGGACUCCAUCCAAACACGUGGCUCAAAAAGGACCGCCGCUUGUCACUCAAACAGCCUGAAAAUGGACACAUGAAUGAGGACACAGAGAUGAGGAACCCAAAAACUAAUGGCUCCUCUGUCUGCAUCCAGGGUCCUGUGAUAACGAACGGGCAGCGGAGGUCCAGCAGCCCCCCCUCAUACCAGCAGGCCCUGCUGCAGCUACAGCGCAGCCGCUCGCCUUUCUACAAGGGGACUGAGAAACCCCUGACAGUCAGGGAGCUGAGGCAGCUCCAUGACCAGGGCUGCACCUACAGACCUCCAACAUCAGCCCUUCCCAACACCCCAAAACCUCCCCCUGGAAGUGAGGUCACACAUGCACCUGCAGGGAGUGACUGUGUCCAGCCCCCACAGGGUGUUUUUUACGGACAGAGCAGCACCACCCUGGUUCUUCAGAGGCAGAAAUGCCACUCUCUUACUCCAGCCAUGGAGGGAUAUAAUGGUAGGAAGACACUACCCCUGCCCCGUAGAGCGUCUGACCCCACCAAGAUUGGUGCUCUGGCCUCUGUCAGCCUCACCCUGGAUAGACCCCCCAAAGGUCAUUCACAAGAUACAGGCCUGAGAGUGUCAGCUGUAGAGCCCAGCCACUCUCCCUCUUCAGAACCGCACUUCUGCCUGUCUCCCUCCGCCACGCGGACUGUAAAGGACUACUUUUCGUCACAGGGUCAGGCGGAUGCAGAUGCCUGCCUGCGGAGGAGUCAGGAGGUGGCGCUGGCUAUCGUGCAAGGAAAAAGGGAGUGGCAAAGUCGACGGUGCAGCGACCCACACAUGGACGAGUUUGACCAGCUGUUCUUUGCAGAAGAGUCAUAUGUGUAAAAGAGAACUUUGUACAGAGAGACUGUGUACCAGAGACUGUUUUUAUAUUUGUUCACUCAUGUACAGCCGUCCUACUGUCAAUGUGAUAUUCAACAAUAUACUGUAUGAUAUGCUCCUUUCUCUCCUGGUAACAGUAGUUAGAACAAUAAAAAAUACUGUUUUCACUUUAACGGUACAUCUGAGGUUAUAGGUUAGAAGAAUUUUAGCGCCAAAUCAUUUGCCAGAAUAAAUUGUUGCCAUUUUAGGUUUGUGUACUCCACAGAAAACAUAAAAUCUCAACUUUUUGGAUCCAAAACUAUGUUUCAAAUCAACAUUUAUAGAGCUUAUCCAGUAACUCAUGCUGCCUUUGGAAAUAACAUAAAUGUAAUUUCUUCACGUUAGUUUUUUGAUAGAAGAGCCAGCAAUUCAAUUUACCACAGCAACUGAAUGUGAUGACAGCAUUAUUAAACUUUUAAUGUUUGGGUUUAGACACUGGCAGCGCUUGGUUAAAGUUUAAAGAAAAUGCCAAAGUUUGGUUUAAUACAUGAGAAAAAUUGACAACAAUGUGAUAACAGUAGAUUCAGUAAUACCUAAACCAAAUGACAAUCUGUUCCAAACCCAAAGCCAAACAAUUUUCUUGCCUAAACCUAAAAUGGGAGUCAAAGAAUUAGCUGAUCCUCCCCUGAAAAGUUUGGUUGAGCUUAUACAUAUCUGUGGUAUGCAGAAAUGUCCGGUGGCAACAUUUUUUUCUGGUGAUUGGUUUACGGAUGCACAUUCUGCUUCAGUGUUUCACCUCUUCAUGGUCAUAUUUAGAUUAAACUAUAUUUUUACUCCCAAUUUGCAGUGGAAUUGUCAUCUGGAAAGUGUUAGACAUGUUGUAAUCUGAAGUAUUUUACAAGAAGUGCUUACAUGUUCUUUGACAGCAUCAGUUUGCAGCACUGCCAUAGAGUUCCUCAAAGUAUUUAUGGUAUAGGGACGCCUCAGUGAAAUUUUCAGAGAAAAUGUGAAGAAGCAGUAAAUAUAAAACAAGUCUGUGUUAGUGAACCAAAAUUGGGCUGUAAGGAAAAUAAUUUAUUUUUGGGAGUGUCUUUGUUUUAGACAAAGUAGUAUUUUAUUCGCUGGAAGUUGCUAAAAUUCAAUUUUCUUUUUUUAAUAUGAUUGAAAAUAUAGUCACAUUGUAAAAAAGUUAAAUGUGACUCAAUGUGCUUCAAACUUUCUAACUACACUGUACUUUAUGUACUUGUAGUGCUUUUAAAUCAAGUUGUGUGCAUUAAAAAAAUCUUUUAAGGGAUAUAAUGAUGUGCAGCAGACGUUUGCUGUAAUAUUAACCAGGUGAUCAUGGUAAUGGCUGUGACUUGAUGCAGAUGCUGUGGACAAAGUUUUUAGCUUUAUCUUCCAACAUUUGUGAAGUUACACAUUUAGGACAUAUUAAAAAAAAAAAAAAAAAAUCUUAAAUUAUCUUUUUUAGUUGUAUCUAUACAGUAACUUUUCCCAUUGAGUGAAGUGUUGGUCUGAGUCAGUGGAGCAGGUAUUUAUUCACAUGAGCUGAGUGUGUCUGGUUUAUAUCUUUGUGAUCUGUGAUUGGGAAGGGGUUGAUCACAUGACAGAGCAUCCUGUGCAGGAAUGUGAGAAAAUGUGUGCCAUAGAGUUGAGAGAAAUCUCUAUUCCAUGUGUGUGUGUGAGUGAGAUGAAUGCAUCAUUACAAAGCAUCAGUUGUAUGUUUUAUCCAUAAUAAUACGAUCUGUUUAUUCUAGUUCUGCCAUCAGUGCAGAACCUAUUUCUGUGGUGACACUUGACCCUAAAUGCCCUCAUUUCACUGUGCAUCUAUGUAGUGAAACAUAUGUAUAGUUCUGAUAAAUUGCUGCCACAGUCUAAUUAACAAACAGUAUUACUCUGACCUGAACAUGACUUUUCAACAGGAACACACGCUGGGAUGAGGCCAUUGUGAUGUUAAGUGUCCAACAGAAAGUACUUUACCAUGUAUUAUUAAUAUAGUUGUUAUCAUCAGUACAGUGAAUUGUUUCAACGUGUAUAGUUCUCCAUAUUUAUGAUCAUACAGAUAAAAAUAUAUAUAAAUAUAUAUAAAUAUAUUAUCUUGUUACUUUGGUAUGUUGUCUUGUGUGACAGAAUCAAAUGUGUAUUUUUGUACAUGCCAAUGCUGCUGCUGUCUGAAUAGAAAGUAUAUUUGCUACAAAAUGCACCAUUUGUAUAUUGUGUACAUCUGAUGUUCAGUGUUCACAAGGAACAAAAUGUUGAUUUUAAUAAAUGUUCUUGUGAAAGUUA
Sphaeramia orbicularis (orbiculate cardinalfish) is the source of this 5913-nucleotide messenger RNA. Its product is annotated as rho GTPase-activating protein 20-like. Bases 199 to 3651 code for a protein of 1150 amino acids. Gene Ontology annotation, molecular function: GTPase activator activity. The transcript has 15 exons. Gene Ontology annotation, biological process: regulation of Rho protein signal transduction; signal transduction. Lineage: Eukaryota; Metazoa; Chordata; Actinopteri; Kurtiformes; Apogonidae. The record is from RefSeq and is a predicted model, not a curated record.